AUGGACUUCGCGAUAUUAAUAACCUCCUUUUAUUACCCACGAUGAGACUUGGUUAUUUCCCCGAUCCUGGUCCAUGGAAGAUCCCUCAAACUCGAGAAGUUGUCCUUCGGGACACGCUUGGGAUUGAGGCUCUUCCUCGACAACGCUUCAACAAGACAAAAAGAACUCCUUAUGUUCUUAAUAUUAUGGUUGUUGGCGAAAGUGGUCUUGGAAAAACUACUUUUAUGAAUACUCUGUUCAAUACACCCCUUAAAGAAGAAAUCCAUCCUAAAAAUCCCCAAUCCACACAAACUGUGGAAAUUAGUCCUGUACAUUAUGAAUUGGUUGAAGACGGUGUUACCCUUAAUCUUACCGUUGUUGAUACACCUGGAUUUGGUGACCAGCUUAAUCGUGAACACAACCUUGAUCCUAUUGUUGAGUAUAUUGAUAAUCAAUUCGAGGUUUAUCAUACUGCUGAACGUAGUCCCGAAUUUAGACGUGCCAUUCCAGAUACUCGCAUACAUGCCCUUCUAUACUUUAUUGCUCCAACCGGUCACGCCCUUAAAGAACUUGAUAUUAAGGCCCUUCAAGUUUUAUCCGCUAAAGUAAACGUAAUUCCAGUUAUCGCAAAAGCUGAUACUCUCACACAAGAAGAGAAAGCUGCAUUUAAGAAAACUAUAUUAAGAGAUAUUGAAGCUAAUGAUAUUAGAAUUUUCCCAACUGCAUAUCCAGACGAUCGGGAAAGCGUUGAAGACCUUGAGAAAUAUAUCCCGUUCACAGUAAUUGGCAGUGAUCAAUUUGUGGAUGUUGGUGGAAAAAAAGUACGAGGAAGAUCAUAUCGAUGGGGUAUUGUGGAAGUUGAAAAUGAACAACAUUGUGAUUUCAUUCAUCUUCGUGAACUUCUUAUGACACAUGCUCUUCAUGAUCUUCUUGAGACAAGCCAUACAGUGCAUUAUCAUAAUUAUCGUGCCCAAAAACUUCGUUCUAGUGGUCGUCCAGAAUCGAUUCUUGCUUGUGAUGAUUCUUAUGAACAUAGAAUUGAAAGAAGCAAACAAAGUAUGGCGGAAGAAAUGAUUAAGAAAGAAGAGGAAAUGCGGCAAACCUUUGUACUGAAAGUUAGAGAGAAAGAAGCAAACUUAAGAGAAAGGGAAGAACAGCUCAACCAACGUCGACAGCAACUCAUGGCAGAAUUAGAAGAACAACGCUUAGCGCUCGCAGCAGAAGAGCGUGAAUUCCAAGAGUUAUAUAAUGCCAAUCGAAGUGCAAG
Molecule: messenger RNA, 1246 nt
Organism: Racocetra persica
Lineage: Eukaryota; Fungi; Glomeromycota; Glomeromycetes; Diversisporales; Gigasporaceae
Source: the annotation of a GenBank genome assembly